Messenger RNA from Auanema sp. JU1783, 1818 nucleotides. The record is from the annotation of a GenBank genome assembly. NCBI's taxonomy places the organism in Eukaryota, Metazoa, Nematoda, Chromadorea, Rhabditida, Rhabditidae.
AUGGAAUCUGAGGUUUCUUACGGUUUCGUUUAUGGAGUUUCGGGUCCCGUCGUCACUGCAGAGAAGAUGGCAGGAGCUGCCAUGUACGAACUCGUCAGAGUUGGGCACGGAGAACUUGUUGGAGAAAUCAUCAGACUUGAGGGAGACUAUGCAACUAUCCAGGUUUAUGAAGAAACUUCUGGUGUAACUAUUGGAGAUCCUGUCCUCAGAACUGGAAAACCUCUCUCAGUUGAACUUGGACCAGGUAUUAUGGGAUCCAUCUUUGACGGAAUUCAACGUCCUCUGCAUGAUAUUGCCGAACAGACUAAAUCUAUUUAUAUUCCAAGAGGACUUAAUAUAUCCGCCCUCUCUAGAACUGCUCGUUGGGAUUUCGUGCCUUUGAAAGAAAUUACAAUGGGUACUCAUGUUGCUGGAGGUGAUAUGAUUGGAUCAGUGGAAGAAAACUUGCUUAUCAAUCAUAAAGUUAUGGUUCCUCCUAAAGUUUGUGGAACCAUUACGUAUAUUGCUCCUGCUGGUCAGUACACUGUUGAUGAUGUUAUUUUCGAAGUUGACUUCAUGGGUAAAAUCACAAAGUGUACGCUGAUCCAGAUAUGGCCUGUUAGACAGCCCAGACCUGUGUCUGAGAAAUUAGCUGCAAAUCAUCCAUUACUUUGUGGCCAACGUGUUCUGGAUGCACUGUUCCCUUGUGUACAGGGUGGUACUACUGCUAUUCCCGGUGCUUUCGGUUGCGGAAAAACUGUAAUUUCGCAGUCUCUUUCCAAAUAUUCGAACUCUGAUGCCAUCAUUUAUGUAGGAUGUGGAGAAAGAGGAAAUGAAAUGUCUGAGGUACUUCGUGAUUUCCCUGAGUUAACAAUGGAAGUAAACGGAACUACUACAUCAAUCAUGAAAAGAACAGCCCUUGUUGCCAAUACCAGUAACAUGCCUGUAGCUGCCCGUGAAGCUUCCAUCUAUACCGGAAUUACUUUGGCUGAAUAUUUCCGUGAUAUGGGUCUUAAUAUUUCCAUGAUGGCUGAUUCCACAUCACGUUGGGCUGAAGCUCUUAGAGAAAUCUCUGGUCGCUUAGGAGAAAUGCCUGCUGAUUCUGGAUAUCCAGCUUAUCUUGCUGCUCGGUUGGCUUCCUUCUAUGAACGUGCUGGUCGUGUUAAAUGCCUUGGAAGUCCAUUGAGAGAAGGAUCUGUAACUAUUGUUGGAGCCGUUUCUCCACCUGGAGGAGACUUUGCUGAUCCAGUUACUUCUGCUACUCUUGGUAUUGUUCAAGUUUUCUGGGGCUUGGACAAAAAAUUGGCUCAAAGAAAGCAUUUUCCUUCUAUCAAUUGGCUUGUUUCCUAUUCCAAGUAUGUGCGUUCUCUUGAGGACUACUAUGAGAAAGAAUAUCCUGACUUUGUUAAUCUCCGUACUAAGAUGAAAGAAAUCCUCCAAGAAGAAGAAGAUCUCAGUGAAAUUGUCCAACUGGUUGGAAAAGCUUCGUUGGCUGAGAGUGAUAAAGUUACAUUGGAAGUAGCCAGAGUCAUCAAGGACGACUUCUUACAACAAAACGGAUACACUCCAUACGACAAAUUUUGUCCAUUCUACAAGACAGUAGGAAUGAUGAGAAACAUGAUGGCAUUCUAUGAUCUUGCCAGAGGAGCUGUUGAGAAAACUGCCAUGUCCGAUACUAAGAUAACUUGGACUAUCAUCAGAGAGAGAAUGGGAUCUCUGUUCUACGAGCUGUCCUCUAUGAAAUUUUUGGACCCCAAAGAUGGCGAACCUAAAGUUCAAGCCAGUCUAAAUAAGCUUUAUGACGAUCUUCAGCAAGCUUUCCGAUCUCUGGAAGAUUAA